Molecule: messenger RNA, 1686 nt
Organism: Plasmodium inui San Antonio 1
Lineage: Eukaryota; Apicomplexa; Aconoidasida; Haemosporida; Plasmodiidae
Exons: 1
Coding region: 1-1686 (561 amino acids)
Source: RefSeq, a predicted model, not a curated record
AUGUGCAAAGCCGCCAUGAUAGACGUCGCCACGAUAGGCAGCACCACGAUAGGCGGCGCCACACUGGACGUAGCCGAGAUGAAGGCCAAAAUUCGGAGCUCCAAACUGCACGUGCUAACCUUUGCAACCCACGAGCAGGGGUACUUCAAAACAUUGCAGGAAAGUUGCUCCCGUCUGAACAUAGAACUGACUGUGCUAGGAAUGGGCAAAAAAUGGGAAGGCUUCAUCACCAAGUUGGUAAAAGUAAAGGAGUACAUAAAAUCGUGCAACGACAACGACAUCGUCCUUUUUGUGGACGGCUUCGACACAUUCUUCGUUCAGCCAGCGAAUGUAAUUGUGGAAAGGUACAUAGUGAAUUAUGACAACUUAUUUGUAUGCACAAGCGAAAGCACUUAUUCGACUAGCUUUUUCCUCCUACGGAUUAUCGAAAAUAUGCACUUAAUUUUUCACAACAGCAUUUUUAAAAACGAUGACAACACUGAAUGGGAUGCCACGAGGAUUCGAGACAAAUAUAAAGACUUCACUUAUUUUUAUAAAAAUUUAAAUUUACUAAAUUCGGGCGGUUGGAUAAGCAACGUCUUCUUAGCCAAAAAAAUUUUGCAAUACAUCCCUUCCUUUAUUGAGAACGACCAGAUCUUCCUCACCAACUUGUACUUAGACUGCAACUAUUUGAUGAAGCUGCCGCAGGAUAGCCCCACACACGGAGAAAAAAACGCCGUUCAUAGUUGCGUCCCUCAGGAGAAUGCGAAAUAUUAUAACAGAAUUAUCGUUGACAAUCACAACAUUAUUUUUCAUUUGUUUCGAAGCAAAGGGAACGUGGCUCUGAUGAGUUACCAGGACUGUGUGCAGUUUUUUCCUUUUCGCCCGUUGCUCAGCGCGUACUACCUCAACAAGCGAGGUGACGCGUCGACCGAAGAGGAAAGAAAAAAUAGACAAGCUAGCCAAACGGAGGAAAAAAAUAAAAAAAAUGGCCUGGCUAGCCAAACGGAAGGAAAAAAUAAAAAAAAUUCAGUCCUAUCCUCCAUAGUGGAAUUUUUUAAAAGAAAAAAAAGCGAAGGGAGACAGCUAACAAAAAACGAGAUAGACGGACACCAACGGACAGAGUCCUACCCCCUCGGCAGAGGGAAUACUCCGAAAGGAAUCCCCCCCCCUGGGAAGCAUCAUACCGACGCGGACUCAGUCACAUGGACGAAGCAGAAGACCAUUCUGGAUGAAGUGUAUAUGAAUGAAGGGCAACGGAAAAUCGGUCAGAUAGCAAAAACAUUCAAUUACUCCAUAAUUGACACGCACACACACACCUCCCCGUGUAUUCUCCACAUGCACUGCCUGCGAAAUGUGGACGAGAUGAUUCGCACCAUGGGAUUGAAAAAUAUAUACUCAUCCAAAUGGUACAGCAAGAUAUGGUACCUCUUUUACAGCCUAAAAGGGACGCUGAAUUUUAACUACUUUAGCCUCCUCUUCUCAACGGUCGUCGCGUUUGUCGCGCUACUGCUAAUUCAGGUGAAGUAUCUGCUCGAGUUUAUAAAAUAUAUGAACUCAUCUUUUGGCAUGAACUACAUCGGGGAGAAUAGGUACGUCAGCAAGGCGAUGUUUCUGCUGGACGAUGUUGGGUACUCCUGCUUUGUCUCCUUCCUAUUUGCCAUUUUGUUUUGGGCCUUUUACAUUUUCAACAAGGCCAUGGGAUAA